Molecule: messenger RNA, 4876 nt
Organism: Lepisosteus oculatus (spotted gar)
Lineage: Eukaryota; Metazoa; Chordata; Actinopteri; Semionotiformes; Lepisosteidae
Gene: syt16
Product: synaptotagmin XVI
Molecular function (GO): phospholipid binding
Source: RefSeq, a predicted model, not a curated record
AGGCAGGACCGCUUCAGUCGAGAAUGGCAAUCGGUGUCAGCGCACACAAAACUACACAACACCCCCACUCCCUGCCCGCCAAUCAAGAUAUCUUCCCACACGACACUGGCACAAAGACUCUGUCACACCUGAGGCCAUUGGUUUCCUGUCUGCGGUGGGCGUCUUCAUCGUGGUGCUGGCUGUGCUCUUCCUCUUCAUCAGUAAGAAGCUCUGUUUCCAGAGGAUCGGCGGCCUGCCCUGCCUGGAACACCGCAGGAAAAAGAAACGCUCCCGAGAGAAAGCAGGGAUUCACGAGGGUCUGGAAGUGGUGCAGCAGUAGGAAUGGUGUGUUGACCAGCGCCCCCUGUGUGUUGGAGCGUGCAUGUUCACCGGGUGCCGGACAGAGCUGCCUAGUGAUGACCUCUUCGCAGGAGACAGAGAGUGGCCUGCCCGCCUUCACUGCCUGGGUAUCGCGCGUCUCUGAUGCCCUAUCUGCCACCUUCCUGAACCUCGGCAGACCAGGGUCACAGGGCACAGAAACCGGGCCAAGGUCCAGUCAGAGUCAGACCGGCACUGACAAGGAUGUCUUGGGGCACACCGACCCCUUAGAACAGGAGCAGGAGGCACUGACAGACAGCAGUGACUCUUCAGACAGCCCAGUCUUCCCACAGACGAUCUCUGAGCAGCAGCUGGAGAGCCAAGAGACGCAAGCCUGUCACCAGGAAGGCACAAAGGUGGACACCCGAGCUGCUGGUACAGCCCCAGCAGUUUUACCCACUGAUGCCCAGAGGCCGGCUGAGGUCGGUUCUGGGCUGAGCUGCCCAGGUCUGAUGGAGGAACAGAUCCAGGAGCAUCUCUACAUCAUCCCGGAAGAGGGCGAAGACCCGGAGAACCAGACCAGUGGGCAGGAGGAGGACUCUCUCGGGCAGAGCCUGUUUGCUCCACACACUGCUGUGAACAGCUACGGGGAGGACGGAGCUCUGUCCACGUCGUCCGACAGCGAGGACGAGAUCGCUAAGCACUUUGAGAUCUCGGUGUCGCGCUCGCAGAGCUUCCGCUCGGGCACGCAGGCCGGCUCCGAGCGGCCCCACGGAUUCACCCGGCUGCUUUCCAAUCCAGAGGAGGGCAGCACGGAGCCCUCUGACUGCGAAGAUGGCGACGGGCUCAGCCGGCUGAGUUACCAGGAUGCCCAGUCGUACCCGGACGACGAGCGGGGCUCUCUGGGCUCCCGGGGCACUGCGGAGGGCCUGGGGGCGGGCCUACGGAAGUGCUCAGAGGGCACGGAGGCCAGCCUGGCCCCCAGCCUCAGCAGACAGGCCACCGAGGGCAGCCUGGAGAUGGAGACGGCGGUCGACAACCAGGGCUACGACAACAACGAUGCAACGGACACCUCCUCCACCUGGAGCCCUGAGGAGCAGGGAGCAGGGGAAGUCUCCUCUCAGCUGGCGGACACUCACCAGCCCAUCUCCAGAUGCGGUGACCUCAUCAUCAUCCUGGACUACAAGGUCGAGGCGCAGAAACUCCUGGUGACGGUGGUGAGAGCCAGGGACAUCCCGGAUAAGGAGCGCAGCGGGAUGGACGCCUGGCAGGUGCAUGUGGUGCUCCUGCCCAGCAAGAAGCAGAGGCACAAGACCAGCGUGCAGCGGGGCUCCACGCCGCGCUUCAACGAGACCUUCCGCUUCUCCAGGAUCGACGCCACCGAGCUGGGCGGCUACGCCCUGCGCUUCCGCCUGUACGCGGUAGGCAAGAUCGCCAGGGAGCGCAUGAUGGGGGAGCAUCUGUACCACCUGAGCAGCCUGAGCCUGGAGGGCGAGAUGGAGGCCACGCUGGUGCUGGAGCCUCGCAGCAACAUGAAGAGUGCGGACUCCCAGGUCAGCUUGUCUGCCAUCUCGCACAGCGACAGCGCCUCGUCCACGCAGUCCCUGUCGCAUGGCGGCGUCCCCGAGCUGCUCAUUGGCCUCUCCUACAAUGCAACCACCGGCCGCCUCUCGGUGGAGAUGAUCAAGGGCAGCCACUUCCGCAACCUGGCUGUGAACCGCCCCCCAGAUACCUACGGCAAGCUGACGCUGCUGAACUCCGUGGGCCAGGAGAUGUCCCGCUGCAAGACCUCCAUCCGGAGGGGGCAGCCCAACCCUGUGUACAAGGAGACCUUCAUCUUCCAGGUGGCCCUCUUCCAGCUGUCCGACGUCACCCUCAUGGUCUCCAUCUACAACCGCCGCAGCAUGAAGCGCAAGGAGAUGAUUGGCUGGGUCUGCCUGGGCCAGAACAGCAGCGGCGAGGAGGAGCAGGCCCACUGGCAGGACAUGAAGGAGUGCCAGGCCCAGCAGGUCUGCCGCUGGCAUGUCCUGCUGGAGUCCUAGAGGACUACCGCCCGCCCCAUCCCCCCCACCACCCACCACCCUCGUACACACCUGUCGGAGACUGGCCCGCACCUGGCAGGAGCUCCUGCUGCCUGCCUGGAUCUGCAGGAGGUGUUGACUUCUGUCCCGCGACCGGAGCCUACUUCCGAAGAGCAGGUGCCUGCUGGCAUCGCGUCUACUGUGUGUCGGGGACCCCACUCUUUGGCCUCCUCCCCCCCACUCGGGACGGGUUUGCAGCAGGCAUCUGGGGUGGAUUUUUUCGGUUCCCCCUGGAACUCAUCCGUUUCUCCCUGCAUUCACUCCCAAAGUCCGCUCGCUCAAUUCGGAGAGGAACUAACCGACUCCCCGUGCUCGUUCAUUGCGGAUUCAAGACUCGGUGGCAGAGCAGCUGUCUCUCGCUGUGUUGCGGAGCUGUGAGAUUCUCGUGACGCACUGUGCAGUAGAUCCAUCUGCACCCAGCCACUCGAGUCGCAUCUGCCCUGAGAUGAAUAGGAAGGCUGGGUUAUAAUAAAAUACCAAAAAAAAAAAGUCCAGCUGCUUUUUAAGAUUGCUCAAUGUUUCGCUCUUUGACAGAAGAGCUCUGAGAGCUGUUGAUUGCUGUAAUAUCCUUUCGGAAGAUAUUAAUGUCAACUAGCCUUCAUUCCUGAAUGUGAAUUGUCAUGAAAGAGUGGGUCUACUACUGCUGCCUUCCUCUCUCCUGACACACCAGCUGCAGUGCCCUGUUCCUGGCUCACCAUGCUGUCCGGGUACAGCUACGAGGCGUAGCGCCUUAUUUACCUCCACCCGUUGUUAUUUUGUUUGACAGGGCCGUGUCAGAUGGCCCAUUAACAGUGUUUGUCUCAAAUUUAGUCCCCUAGACAGUUUGUUUUCUUUCUACAGUCCAGCAAGUCUUCUUCCUAAACCAAACAAAACCUGACUCCUUAAAAGAGUCCUAACUGCACUUUAAGGAACUUUUCCCUGGCCAUAGAAGAGGCUGUCCUAAUGCCAAACAUCCCAACAAGAGCGACUGUUUAACUUUAAUGCAUGUCUUUUUUCUCUGUCUCUCUCCACUGCUCUUUCCUCCCAAAAGAGACACUCCUAAUUAAUUAACUUUUCUUUACCCCUGUAAUCAACUGCGGGCCACCAAUCUCCAUUUCACCGACUCCACCUGAUUCCCUACAGGAACCAAGAUGGUUGUUCCCCAUGGAAGCCUCAAAGCGACACUUCAACUGACUUGUCCCCUCAGGAAUAUAGACUCUCUCACAGAUUCCUGACAUUUAACAGUUUAUAAUCAUGGCGGCAAAGCCUGGAAAGGUCUUUGCCAAGAGAUGUGCGACCACUAGUUUUGCAAAGGGAGUACUUUUUCCAAGACCACAGCUGUGGCAGUGCAGGGGGCUUCACUGCAACAUUAAAGCCACCCAAGGUCAAUAUUUAACAUGGCCAAAGGACACGCACUGCUUCCCUGGCAGACCGGUGACAGACACACAAUCUGCAAUGUGCAGUAUAUCGAACACACUCCAGGGUUACAGGGCUGCUGGUUGUUUGGCCUGACUAGCACUACGGUAGACUGAGUUCAUAAGCUUGAAUGCAUCCUAAGUUUUCUUUGGAGCAUCCAGAUGUGGCCACCUGUUGUGUGAUGAUUAAAACAACACUGUGCGCAUGCCUGCCUGCUUCCUGGUCCUGACUAAGGGUGGCAAUACAGUGUCUCAAUGGAGAAAUCAAGCUUGUCUGUCCCCCGGUGCCAUUUUAUUUAGGCAGUUAAGAUAAAAGAACAAUACAACAUUAUCUAGCUUGCCCGCCAACAUUAUCUAAUGAUGACUGGGAAAAGAACGUUUCAGUUCUUUCAUUAACUGUACCAGGAUUUGCUUUAUUAUUACUGUAGCAUGGAGGCUGAUGACAUUUACGGGAAGACAAGAUUAAUGAAAUUGCUGUGCUACACAGUGGAUUUUUUUUACUGGUAUUCCUGAAGUGUUCAAUUUGCAAAACUCAUUGUUUUUUCCCUGAAAUGAUAAAAAUCCCACGUGGUACUUCUAGGGAAGAGGAAAAAACUAAGAUCUUAAUGAGAGUGACAUUUCAGCAUUCAAAACCUCCCUCUUUUAUUCUAUCUUCUCAAACUGGCACAAGGAAGCCACCGGCACUGAAUCUAUCUUGACUAUGCAUUUCAUAGAUGAUGGUAACAAAUGUCACAUAUGCAUGGUAGAAGUUCAUGUUGUUGUGUGCAUAUAUAUUUUUAAAGUAAGAAUCACCUUCUGGAUGCAUUAAAAGAACUUUUAUACAGUACGGCAUGCAUCUUUUGUAUUACAGAUUACAUGUAUAUGAAGUGCCUGUAGCUAAGAAUCUGUAUGGGAUUUUGGAGUGUACUUGUCAUGAGAAAGCCUUGUGUUGAAAUAAGCAUGCAUUGCUAAACAAAUGUACUACUCUGUUAGCCAAUGGAAGCAUGGACCAGUGAAUCCUGUACAUGUACAGUGCCUGUACCAUGCAUGCAAUGAUUAAAGGAUAAUAUAUGUUUUGUACAUAUUUCAUGGCCUUUCAGUAAAUUGUGACCACUGCUUGUUUUU